GCCACUUUUGACGGCAAUCGUGAAGAACUGUCUGAAGAAGACGCCGAAGAAGUGAUUCCGACGACUAUUAUAUAAGAUAUAAAUAUAUUGUAAAUAUCAACCAAAAUGUCAAUCAAUAGACUGGCAGUGAAUUCACGCAAAGUAUUUGUACUCAACUCACGACUAAAUGCCAUUAAAUGGCGAACCAUUUGUACCACAAAUUCAUUGAAAGAUAUCUUCAAAAUACAAGACGAGAACGACUUCAAAGACAAAGUGCUUAACAACAAGAAUGUAGUGAUCGUUGACUUUCACGCCACGUGGUGCGGUCCCUGCAAACUACUUAAGCCCCGACUCGAGACUAUUAUCGGUGCCAACAGUGGUAAAGGACUCGAUUUGGCUGAAGUGGAUGUCGACGAGAACGAGACCAUUGCCUCCCAAUAUCAGGUGACUUCAGUGCCCACUGUGUUUGCGAUGAGUGGCGGAAAAAUUGUCGACCAGUUUAUUGGUCUCAAAGAUGAGGACCAAUUGAGAGCAUUCGUUGGCAAAGCACUCAAAGAAUGAUUUGUUGUUUUAGUGUAUAGUGUUUUAGAUAUGAAUUGACUUUUUAUAACAUUGAAUAUAACAUUUGAUUGAAGUUGUGUUAAAAAUUUAGUUUUUCGUAUUAACAGUAAUACCGAUCGUACUUACAAUACGAUAUUUAUCAAUCGUUAGUAUUCUGGCGUAAAUGAGAC
This is a messenger RNA of Oppiella nova, 710 nucleotides long. The record is from the annotation of a GenBank genome assembly. Lineage: Eukaryota; Metazoa; Arthropoda; Arachnida; Sarcoptiformes; Oppiidae.